GGCUGUGGGCUGCGCUUGGUCCUGACGCAUCAUGGCGGCUGUGGGAAGAGCGAUGAGAGAGCGGCCGCGUCACUAGCGAAAGCGCCCGGAAAACAAAAAAAAUCCGCCGCCACUGCCACCAGGAAAAUGCCCACGCAGUCAGCGGACCGCAGAGUAGCGCUUGUGAGGCACGGUUUGAGAAGGAUAUCGGCGCGGAGCUGGAAUCGGGGCCUGUGAGGAAGGAUGAGCUGCAGCGGGCCGGCGCCAGUCACCAUUUGUUGCCGGAAAAUCAGGAAGAAAAGCGGCGGCCGCCGGGUGUUGUCGUGAGCAGUCGCUCGCAUCAAUGGGGGGCCGUGUAAAUGCUGGCGGUCGGCAGUCUUUGACAGCGGUUGAGCCGCGGCCGAGCAUGGCGAUGAGCGCCGGCAUCCUUCUGCUGCUGGCAUUGCGCACUGUCCAAGGCGCUCCACUUCCGCAAACAAGUGCAGGGGAAACAGCUGUUGAAGUCUCUUCGUCACUGCUCAUACUUUCAGGGUGCAGUUUAGUUGUCCUCGUCGUUCUGAUCGUGAACUGUGCAUCUUGCUGUAAAGACCCAGAAAUAAAUUUCAAGGAAUUUGAAGAUGAUAAUCUUGAUGAAGAAAAUGAUUUCAUACCACCUGCAGAAGAUACUCCAUCACCUCCAGCGCCUGCUGAAGUUUACACUCUCUCUGUUCCAAAUAUUAUGCUCUCUACUCCAACGCAACUUCAUUUAUCUAAAACACAAGGAGUAUCUUCAGCACCUUUUGCGCGUCAUCACCUUAGCUACAUUCAGGAAAUUGGAAAUGGCUGGUUUGGUAAGGUUCUUCUUGGCGAGUUCUACCAAGAUUCCAGUUUAGUCCGAGUGAUUAUAAAAGAACUGAAAGCCAGUGCAAGCUCAACGGAGCAUCAGCGAUUCCUUAAAAAUGGAGAGGCUUACAGAGUUUUGCAACAUCCAAAUGUGCUCCACUGCUUGGGACAAUGCGUGGAAGCUGUCCCUUACCUGUUGGCAUUUGAGUUUUGUCAGCUGGGUGACAUAAAGGGCUACUUGCACAGUCAAAAGCAUGAGCAAAAUCCACUUGGUUCAGAAAUACUGCAGCUGCAAAGGAUGGCCUGUGAGAUCGCUGCUGGACUUGCUCACCUGCACAAGCACGGUUUUGUGCACAGUGAUUUAGCACUACGGAACAGUUUCCUCACAACAGAUUUGACAGUAAAAAUCGGCGAUUAUGGCAUAGGAUUCAGCCGGUACAGGGAGGAUUAUAUUGUAAGCAAUGAUGGGCAAUAUAUUCCAUUGCGGUGGAUCUCACCUGAGCUCGUGGGUGAUGUUUAUGGAAGCAUGGUCGUCGCGGAACAGACAAGACAGGGCAAUAUUUGGUCUUUGGGUGUUGUAUUAUGGGAGUUAUUUGAGAACGCCUGCCUGCCCUACAUGCACCUUUCUGACAAAGAGGUGCUAAUCUUUGUUAUAAAGGAACAGCAAAUUAAACUCCCUAAACCUCAGCUGGAGUUGACUCACUCUGACAGAUGGUAUGAGGUUCUGCAGUUUUGUUGGCUAGCCCCAGAGAAGAGGCCAACAGCAGAGGAGAUUCACAGACUGUUAACUUACCUCCGCAUGCAGAGCCAGAAGGAAUGUGAAGAUGACUUUGAAAUAAGAUGGAACGCACUAAAGUCCAGCAACAGCAAUAGGCAAGCUACGGCAAACAACUCAUCAUUUCCAAUCCUGGAGCAUUUUGUUGCCGACAGAUUGAACCAGGAAAUGGACGAUAUCCUCACCGUUACCGAAACUAGUAAAGGGCUAAAUUUUGAGUAUGUCUGGGAGACUGCUAAACUUGACCAUUUUGAAGAACAUGUUCAGGGAAACGAUGGAGCAAAGGUCAACUAUCAGAGCAUUUUCUACCCCACAGUCGCUUUCGAGAAAAGUGGUUUCUCGGUCGUCCACACACAUUCAGAUGAUAAAAUUGCUAGAAAAGAGGAGAGUGGAAGCCCACUUUUAUCAGGGAUUGUGCCUGUAUUUGAUACCCAUUAUCCUUCUAUUGGAAAUGAGUACUAUAUACAGUUGGAGGAACAAGGUGAAACUAACGUGGGUGUUGAUGAAAAUUCAAGCUAUCCCAACGAGGGAGCUUUCCAGAACAAAGAUUCCCAGUCCUUUGUUAUUCUCGGAGACUCUGGAGAUGAUUUGAGUACAGAUGUUGAUUUCUUCCUACACUCCAAUCAAGACUUGCACAAGUCCGAAGUAAGCGAGGCAUUGUUUAGUUCCUGCACUUCUAGUUACGCUGAAAGCCCUCGCCACAAUGAUAUCUUUUAUGAUCACAAGCUGGAGGAGAUGACUUUUAACAAAGGAAUCUUGAACACUGAUGAAAUCAUCAUGCUGGAUCUGCCUGAGCUUACGGACACUAAAAGGAUAAAUGCAUCUGGUCUAAUUUUAAACAAAGAAACUCCCAUGGAGUCGCUAAUCCAUCAAUCUCUGCCGCUUGAUUUGAAUGCUUCCAGCCCCAUUUUGGACGAAAAAACAGACUUAAUUUACAACAAAAACAUCGAUAAUGACGGCAGCCUUAUGUUCCAAUCCGAGAAAUUACCUUCUAACUUUUUUCUUAAAGAAAAUAAACUUUUACAGGACUCUUCACCCAAAGGUGAUGCUGGCAAUGAUGCAGGAAAUGAUGAAGGAGGUUCACUGAAUAACUUUGCUUUAUUGGAUAUGAACGUUGCCUGCAUUACUUCGCCCAUCAGUGCUAACAGUCCAAAAGACCCAGGGUUAACUGAUCAGAGUAAGCAAUUAACCAGUGUUCAACUGCAUGGAAUUGCCUGCAAUGUUACUGACCAAAUGUAUCCACAGAGUGGAUCAGUUCAGAUUCCAGCAGACAGCAAAAGGGCACCAUGCAUUUUAUUGGAUGAUGAUAAAUUCACUUGUGAAGAAAGGCAAGUUAAACAGGAGUUAGAUGAAGGGUUUUUAAUGUAUGAUAGCUCAGGGUUAGGAUGUGACACUACUGAAGGACGCAUUUUCAAAUGCGCUUCCACUUUGCCUCAAGCACACUGCCAAGGGACUGCUCAGUGCAGUGAAAGUGCCGCUGCUAGCAUGUGCAAUAAUGCCAAAAUGCACCACCUCGCUGAAAGUGAAACAGUGGAAGGAAAUGCAACCGAAGUCAGAGUAACAGAAUUGGCAAAGCAAAUUGAAGCUUCAGAUGUUGAAUCUAUAGCGCCGGCGCACAACGCCGUCAACACAGAUAGAGAUAUCUUGCGCCACUGCGUGCAAGACACCAGUAUAUUAGCUGGACCCUUGUCCGAGCUCACCUUAAAAACAUUAGCAACCACUUCCCCUUCUGAAACCUCAAGUGAUUCUGAAACUGUUGAAUCAUUGACUUCAAACAAAUAUAUUUGUUCAGAGAUUUCUAAAAUGCAGGACACUGUUCCCUUGUCUGAAACUCCUUGUGGGUCCAAAAGUGUUGAAUUGUUAGCCCCCAAUCAUUCUGGGGACACUUCAGUAGACACUUUAGAAUCUUUGGAGAUGACUGAUGUGGAUGAACCCUUCUCCUAUAGCUUUGUAAAUACAAAAUCAAUGGUUUCUGUGCCUUGCUCGGAUUUAUCAAGUCAAGUUAGCCCUGUAGAAGAAGAGGUUGCAUCGGUCAUGCAUCCCAGUUCAGAACAAUCUACAGGUACACCAGAUUCAUUGGAUUCGCUCGAGAUGCAUGGGGUGAUAGAGACUUUAGAAACGCAAAAUACAGUUUCUCAGGAGUUAAAGCCGCCUCAGAAACAGCCUGACAGUGGCUAUGAAACUGAAAAUAUAGAAUCGCCUGAAUGGUCUUCGCAAUUGUACAGCGCAAAUGCACCUCCCACCUCUACUGAUCUAAAUGCUUCCAGUGACGAGUUACCUAAUACUUUCCCUUCAAAUCCACUUAUUAUUAUUUCCAAGGAGGAAACUCUUCCAGAUGUAGAAAUCGUUGAUGUAGAUGCUUCCAAGGAAGCCUCAAAUAUGUUGAGUAACGGAAACCAAAAUUCCCACCGAGACUCUGCUUAUUUCUCGGAUAAUGAUUCUGAACCAGAGAAAAGAGCAGAUUGCGAUAUUACCCAGAGUGCAAAUGAAGAAAAUGAUCUUAAGAACGGGGUUGAUUUUGAAAUUGUUAUUCGUCACGGUGACAAUGUCACAACAACUUCUGAUUUCCCUGACGCACAACCGGAUAUCUUAGGGGAAAUCUCGGGCGACAAGAGUAAGUUGCCGCCAUCGUACAGCUCAGGCCAAGGUGAAUUUCCAAAUAACUUUCAAAGUGGAAGCCCAGGCAACUUCAUGAAGAUAAACACCGAUGCAAAAUCUGAGAGUUCGGAUGUGUUGAGGGCAGUUGACAUUGAUGAAUCAGGAUCGGAGAUUUUGUGCAGCACUGCCGAUAGUAGCAAUCCGUUUUCUGAAGAUAUGAAGGAAGACUUUGAAAUAAUUGUUGAGAAGGACAUUAAGAAACCGUUGUCAAGAGGUAAUGAAGGAGUUAGAUUGAAGGAGCCAGACAUUGAAGGCCGGUACCUUGGCAGAUUAGAUGCAUCUGAACUCUUUAACCUUUCCGAAGAACAAGAUGGGAUGGAGGCUGAUGAAGAAGAUGAAAACAGUGAUGAUUCUGAGGACGAGUACAGAGGCUAUUCUCUCAAUAGUCCCAGUUCGGAGAGUGAAGAUGAUGCAGUGCACCCAGUGCCAAUAGUGGUGACUGAGAAUGAUGACGGGAAAGCUCUGAAGAGUUUGUUGAAAGACUUUAGCCGCAGGCCCUCUGAAUCCCUGGAAACAGACCCGAGAACGAAGCAAUUGAAGAAGAUAGUAUCGUUUUUCGACGAUGUCACAGUCUUCUUGUUUGAUCAGGAGACCCCUACCAAAGAAUUGGGAGAGCAUUCAGCAGCAGAAAACAGUUUGGUAUCUGACAGUGGCAGCCCUGUCACACUAACUGGACCCCAUUCCAGGAUCUCGAACUCUGAGAGUUCCACUGAUGAAGAAGGUGGUGGUUUUGAAUGGGAUGAUGAUUUCUCCGUAUCCUCUUCAGAGUCCUCGUUUAUCUCGCAAACAGCAAACCGACUUGCCUCCCUAAAACAGUCUUCGUCCCCGGCUUCCAGAUAUUUUUCACCACCACCGUCCUCUCGGACAUUGGAGCAAAAUUGGACAGAUACAUCGUCGUCAUAUUCUAGAUUUUCUAUCUCUCCUUCCAACAUUACAAACUUCUCUUUGACUCACCUUACGGAUUCCGAUAUGGAACAAGGAGGAAGCAGCGAAGAUGGUGAAAAGGACUGAAUGACAACUGCGAAGGAAGGUGCUUUGAUUUUUUUUUUCCUCCACUGUAUCUGAACGUCUGACAGACCAAGCCAGCUCAGAUUUACAGUAAGAUGGAUAAAUCAACCAAAUGCUUUCCACAAAAUUGAAAUGUGUCUGUGCACAAAAAGGGAUAAAAUGGUUGUAUUUGUAUCCAUGUUCUACUAAAAGUUUGUUCUGGCUGGACAGUGUUCAGUAUUCAGUGUCACAUCAGUGGAGGUCUGUGUUAAGACCUUGAACAAGCCAUGGAUACAACUCUUGGAAAUCACCUGUUGAAUUCCUUGUAACUUUAUGGAUGGUUUCACUUUGGCAGACAUAGGAUUAUUAACUGUCCACUAAUUUUUUUUUUUGUCCCAGUUAAAGUACUGUAAUGAAGAAUUGAAAAGCGGUUUUACCUGCAGUUUUCUCUAUAAAGUGUUGUAUUCAACCUGUAAACGCUUGCUUUUUGUUCCAGAGAAAGGGAUGAUCGAUUUCAUGAUAUACAUCUAAGGUGCAAUGAGGUUUGAAAAGAUGUUUUAUUUCCGAAUGUGCAUUCUGUAAAAUGCAUCUGAUGAUUUUAUGUUUCUCCGGUUUUGUAGUUGAGCUGCCUGUCACCACAAAGGCAAAUUUCCUAUCCAAUAUGGCAGUCCUGGUUUCCAGUAGGAAUAUAAAUGCAAUGACCAAAAAUUGUUUUGAUAAUUCAAUUGGGUUCCGAACAGUGUCUCUUUAAGAAUACCUCUUUUCAGAUUGGGCCACAAGAUAUAUGCACAGCAAUUAUAGAUUGCAAAGUGUUUAAACUAGCCUGCCAACCACUGGAUAAAGCCAGUGAUGCAGCUGAACUAUUCAUACUUUCAACACUACUCAUACCCCCACACAUGUGACAGGUAUUUACCAAUUGUUUUGUAAACCCUUAAAAAAAUUUAAAUAAAAAUGUAAAAGUUCAGAUAUAACUUCACUGACUAUUGUGGGACAUAUAUUCCAUAAGGUUAUUGAGGCCAGUGUGAGUUGUGUUUUCAGGCACUUUAUAAAACAAAUGAUUACUUGGACCCACGUUGUAGCCCAGAGUCCUGAAGUGGUCACUUCUCGACUUGCCUGUGGCUCUCAGCAGAUGGUACUGCUCUGUCUCUAGGACGUAUCCACAACACACUAAUAUUGGAAUUCAGAAAUCGAAAGUUAUUGUCUGAACAGUGAUGUAUAAGUGUCAAGUGACUUAAGGUUGUUGUGCAGAAUCAGGAUUGUCUCACCAAUCGAACAGUGACCUUCUAGGAGCAAACAUUGCAGAGAAGAGAGGAAAAGAUUUGACUUCCCAAGUGUAGCGUUGGGUGACUAUUCAAAGGAAUGAAUCCCAGCUACCAUUCAGAUAUAUUGAGAUCUUCAGUUAUAAAGCAUGUUUCAUUUCAGUUUUUCUUCAGCUGCUUGUUUUUAUUACUAAAUGUGGAGAUGUGCUCAUCAAUACCCGGGGGCCAGCAAGAUUUGCUGGUACUUUAUCCACAUUGGCAUAGGUAAAAAGCAUUGGAAGCAACUCUUAUGGUCGAAUCCGUCACCGCCGAUCCUGUAACUCGGUGUCCAUGUUGCGCUGGGAGUUACUCCUUAGCAAUUGUGAGCCCCUGACAGAUAGUCUAGGUCCAAGGCUGCUUGUACUAACAGAUUAUUGUAUAGGAUAAUACCAGAAAUAGUCCUCAGCUGUUUAGUUCAGUGUUUUAAAGUACAUAAAUAGUAACUGGUUUGGGAAACAUUACAUUUUGCACAUGGAAUGUUUUAUUAAUGGCUAAAUGAACCUUUAAAAUAAACCUUGAAAACUGGGCAUAGGAGCACUGCCCUGCAGCAGCGGGCUCUGGCAUGGUUGCUGUGGUGAUGCUUCAUUCAGGGGAAUGCAUUCACUGCUCCCUUGACUAGUGAUCCUGCCAGCUCCUUUGCACUUAUUUGGAUUGCUCCAUCUGAAAAUUUGCACCAGGUUAAAAAUUCCCCUAGUUGUUAGGUUAGGUACUGAUUGUAACUGGAAUUAAUUAGUGCCUCCACAAUGCACAAACCACCUGUCAUAAUAGAACACCAGUUCUCUGUCCAAAAUAUACUUCCCUGCUGCAAAUCAUCCCGUUCUCAUGCAUUAAUUCAAGGAAAUAACAUUUACAAUCUAUGAAUGAUUACUCGAAUGUUGUGCUUGACAUAUUUAAAAGAUCGCAGACGAACAACAAAAUACAGUCUGUUGAUUCUGUAUUUGCAUGUGGCUCCAGAACAGGAUCUAGCCUUGUGGUGACCUUGUGGUUUGCUGAAUGGCUGAUUAGAUGAGCUCAAACACUUUGUAUUGGGACUGCAGGUGAGUCCUAACAAGUCGAUCAGAAAUGGUGGAAAGAUAGAAAGCAUGGUAUCAAUACUGACUGGGAACUGCCUCUCACCAACUCCCAUUACACAACCUGUACCUCCUCUGUUGCGAAAGAAUACUCCACUACACUUGAGGUUACCAGCCAAAUUCUAACCUAAAACGUGCAGUCUUUGCUGGUAUUGCUAGCUGUGCAAUAUUUUAACCUUGCACACAAUUCCUUUAAUGAUUGUUGGUAGUUGUGAGCUGCCAUUAAUAAAAGCAGCUCAAAACUGUUGCAAGCGUUAUCAACAGGCAAAUACAAAGACGAGUGCUCCUUCAGAGACGUGCACAAAAUAUAUUUUGCAAUUAUUGGAUAUUUUUAUUUGCAAAGCCAGGCUGUACACCCAAAGGUGGAAAAAGUGUAUGGAAAGGUGACAAUGAUAAGCAAUGCAAAAUCAAAUUAUAUUCAAUUGACUCUGGUGUGGGGGCGGGGCCAGUUUCAUGUUUGCUGUAGGAAGAUAGUGUUUAGGUGGAUGAUGCUCUUCAUUCUGUAUUCUAAUGCAAACUCAUGUUCUCUCUUAGACACACAAAGCUGAAGUAACUCGGCGGUUCUGAGUUGAGAUCCUCCAGCUUUUUGUGUCUAUCUUUGGUGAAAACCAGCAUCUGUAGUUCCUUCCUACACCUCAUUUUCCCUCUUGGUUGCCGUAUUUUCCCAGUGCUAGUCAAUUGGCCUGUUGGCCGAUUACUUGACAGAUGUUUAUGGAAAUGGCAAAAAGUAAUUUUCAAGAAAGAAUGGUAUAACACUUUGAACGUCGCCUUCUCUGCUCAAAGGAGAUAACGAACAAACCGGUCGGCCAAACUCCGGCAGGUGGAUGUGCUUGAGCAUUUUCCCCCGCCAUAAGCAGUCUCUAUAUCCCGCCCAGCACACCGUGAAAGUUAGCGUUGCUUCCAUGUCCCCGUUACCUUGUCAGGCUUGUCCAGAACUGUACAGCUGUUGGGCGAUUUUGUUUAUAACUGUAUACUUAGUUCCUAACUCCAGCUGCACCGAAUGUUUUCAGAGUUCAAUGCUGAAGAUAGCCUGCAUAAUCGCUAUCAUAUUAUAAAGCAAAGUGCAAAUAAUCAGCCUUGGUGUGCAGAAGGUGUUGCCAUAGCACUGCACAUAUCUGAGACUUUUUAAUCGAUGAAACGUUUUGGCCAGUCCUGUAAAUGUAAACCUUUGGAAUGUGUUUCAAUGAUCGAAAACAGCAUGUUCCUCGCAAAAUAUUUUUUCUUAGGGUUCAUUCUUGAAGAUAACUUGUAAAUAUUGAAGACUUCCUCCUCCCCACCUGUAAUCCCUCCUUAAACCUAAAGUUGUGUAUAGUAUUUUUGUUCCCUGUAGCCUAUUCUACCUUAUUUUGAAUAGAACUAAAUUGUUGAUGGAAAUAUCAGAUCAUUUUGUGCAAUGCAUUGCUUUAUCUUGCACAGUUGAAGUGUAACUUAAUGUUUGAUGGUACUGGAUGUAUAUAAAUGUUUAAUUUUGUCUGUAAAUGGGAGAUGAUGUAACAAAGUCAUAGGCACAAGGUUUUCUUUUGUAAUUUAAUAAAAAAGAUAUAUGAAAUUACUGAUUACAUAUCACAGUUAAUAAAGAAAAUCAGGUCACUGUUCAUGAAAUAUGUACAUUUUGAUAUGUAAUAUUUUUACUUUGAUUUCCAUGCAUAGUGUAAUUCGAUAAAUUGUUUGUAAUUUAAAUGCACUAUGGAUAUUUAAUAUUCAGAAUAAAGUCAAAUGAAUUAAUUUA
Amblyraja radiata (thorny skate) is the source of this 9318-nucleotide messenger RNA. It is a transcript of the gene lmtk2, whose product is annotated as lemur tyrosine kinase 2. Gene Ontology annotation, molecular function: protein kinase activity; ATP binding. The record is from RefSeq and is a predicted model, not a curated record. Gene Ontology annotation, biological process: protein phosphorylation. The coding region runs from base 323 to 5245 and encodes 1640 amino acids. The transcript is spliced from 14 exons. NCBI's taxonomy places the organism in Eukaryota, Metazoa, Chordata, Chondrichthyes, Rajiformes, Rajidae.